Messenger RNA from Eucalyptus grandis, 1843 nucleotides. Its product is annotated as probable sodium/metabolite cotransporter BASS1, chloroplastic. NCBI's taxonomy places the organism in Eukaryota, Viridiplantae, Streptophyta, Magnoliopsida, Myrtales, Myrtaceae. Gene Ontology annotation, cellular component: membrane. The transcript is spliced from 7 exons. The coding region runs from base 302 to 1573 and encodes 423 amino acids. The record is from RefSeq and is a predicted model, not a curated record.
UCACAUCUCCUCGUAAGAAAAUCGAUUUACAAUAUCGCGCAUUACAGAAUUAUGAAUUCACUUGUGGCCAACUCGCGUUUUGAAAAAGAAGUAUUUUAAGUUUUGGAAAUGGCUCGCAUUAUUAAAAACGUAUCCUCGCUCCACGUUCGUGUAUUCCUGUCGUGUUGCUUUUCUCCUCGUUGGUCGGGCGGUGCUCCGUUCGGACGAUCCCCACGCGCGUGAACAGCGCUCGGUGCUUUGCUCGGACGACUCGCCGCACUGAAUCGCAGCAACUUCGCCAUCUUCACCGGGGGAAUCCAAGAUGCAGUCCACCGCGGUGCGCUCAUCCUGUAAUGGGAGCAGCGUCUUCAAUCGCCACCCCCAGUCCACCCUCGGAACUCGCGAUCUUUCACGAGCUAAUCUGACGCCCAAUCCCGGCUUCAAAUUUCGCACCUUCCCGUCAUCGAAAUCGCCCUCGCCGUCGACUUCUCGUCAUUCAAUCGCAAUAUCUCGAUGCCUACUGCCCUCGGAAGCACCGGAACGCCCUCCUUUUGUUAAAUCUACUUCGAAAGUGGGUGCUAAGUUCUGGCCGCUUCACUGCGGAAUUUCGACGAACACCUUCGAUCCGAGCGAGGGUAGAAGCUUCCGAGACUGGAUUGAGCUGGUGGGUGAAGUGAUAUCGACGGCAUUUCCCAUAUGGGUGGCGCUGGGGUGCUUGUUGGGGCUCGUGAAGCCGAGUUGCUACGACUGGGUCAAGCCCAAGUGGAGCGUUCUUGGGAUCGCGGUGACCAUGCUCGGCAUGGGCAUGACCCUCAGUUUCGAUGAUCUUCGUGGCGCUUUGGCCAUGCCCAAGGAGCUGAUCUCCGGGUUUUUGCUCCAGUACUCGGUGAUGCCGAUCUCUGCAUUUCUUGUCAGCAAGCUGCUGAAUCUGCCAUCGCAUUAUGCGGCCGGAUUAAUAUUGGUUGGCUGUUGCCCUGGCGGGACGGCUAGUAACAUAGUCACUUAUCUUGCACGGGGAAAUGUCGCUCUUUCAGUGUUGAUGACAGCUGCAAGCACUAUAUCAGCUGUGAUAAUGACUCCAUUUCUGACCGCAAAACUUGCUGGACAGUAUGUCGCGGUUGAUGCAGCUGGACUCCUGCUUUCGACCCUUCAGGUAGUCCUUCUUCCCGUCCUGGCCGGUGCAUUUCUUAACCAGUAUUUCCAGAGUUUGGUUAAGUUAGUUUCCCCCUUGAUGCCACCGAUUGCUGUGGCAACUGUGGCUGUAUUAUGUGGAAAUGCAAUUGCACAGAGCUCUUCAGCAAUACUCUCGUCGGGUCGACAAGUUCUGCUUGCCGCGUCUCUUCUUCACGCAUCUGGAUUUUUCUUUGGCUAUAUACUCUCUAGAAUACUUAAGCUGGAUGAGGCAUCAGCAAGGACUGUCUCAAUCGAGGUGGGCAUGCAGAACUCGGUGCUGGGAGUAGUUCUGGCCACUCAACAUUUUGGGAACCCGCUGACGGCAGUGCCAUGUGCAGUCUCGAGUGUUUGUCAUUCGAUUUUUGGUAGCGUCUUGGCAGGAUUCUGGAGACGCUCUUUGCCCUCUGAAAAGCUCAAGUAGCAGUCUUUUGCUUUAGCUUCUGAAGAUGUUUAUUCUAGACUUUCAGCUUCUCUUCUCCAGUGCUGGCAUUGAGAUCGAAUGUUUGGGAAUUGGGAUGCGAUCAGAUUUAGCCCUUGUGGCAUAACGGUCAAAAAAUUCUGCAUUGAAGCAUGCUCGUUAGUCAACUAGAACGCAGAAAGAAAAUGUAUGGCAAGUGCAAAUGUCACAAGUUGUUACCCUUUCUGAAGAUUUGCAUUGCAUCAAGUCAAACACAUCACAAAUUGCCAACUA